Molecule: messenger RNA, 1507 nt
Organism: Mollisia scopiformis
Lineage: Eukaryota; Fungi; Ascomycota; Leotiomycetes; Helotiales; Mollisiaceae
Product: FAD/NAD(P)-binding domain-containing protein
Exons: 1
Coding region: 116-1351 (411 amino acids)
Molecular function (GO): FAD binding
Source: RefSeq, a predicted model, not a curated record
GCAAAAUAUCCCGCGCAUUACAAUAAAGAUGAAAUGUUGUAGCUAUAAGUAUCUCUCAAUCCGUUUUGGAUGAAUCCUACUGAAUACUAAUUCUGACCAUCAUUCAAAAACAAUAAUGACAACCUCAGACCCAAGAAUUGCCAUCCUAGGCGCCGGUCCAGGAGGCCUCACAAUAGCCUCUCUCCUUACAAAACACAACAUCCCAUACACCCUCUUCGACCUCCGGCCCUUACCUACAUCCAGCUCACCAACCUCACCACUCGUCCCCUCCGGCUCUCUCGACCUGCACCCUGACUCUGGCCUCCUAGCCCUCAAACGCUGCGGUCUAUACGACAAAUUCCUAACCCUGACCGGCGAAUGCAGCGAAGACUGCAUCAUCACCGACAAAGCAGGCAACAUCCGCUGGCAAGACAACGGCAACGGCGGCGAACGACCUGAAAUCCCACGGAACAGUCUCACAGACUUACUCCUAUCGUCCAUCCCAGCCCAGAACAUAAAAUGGGAACACAAAGUCCUAUCUCUCACUUCCUCCUCCUCCGCCAAAUGGACGCUGCACUUUUCUCACCAAGGUUCCGAGUUUGACAAGGAAUAUGACCUGGUGAUAGGUGCCGAUGGCGCGUAUUCGAAAACCCGAACAGUUCUCUCGACCACCGUCCCGUAUUAUAGCAGCGUAUCCUGCAUCACGCUUACCAUUCCCCACAUCACCACCACGCAUCCCGAUCUCGAAGCUAUCAUCGGCAAAGGAACCUACUCCGCGUCCGGAGACCAUAAAGCCGUCAUGGCUCAACGCGGCAGCGUCGAUUCCGCGCGCAUAUACCUCAUGCUCCAAUGUGGCGACUCCUCUUCCUGGCUACGAGACGUGGGACUCGAUAGCCUAGGCCCAGAAGAGUUGAAGACGAGAUUACUUACAGAUCCUGCUCUGUUUGAGUCUUGGGGGAAAGCCAGCAAAGAUUUGAUCGCAGCCGGGUGUUCGUCCGGGUUUGAGAUUACGGCGAAUCCGCUUCUGAUGCUGCCUAUUGGCUUCAAGUGGGAGCAUGUUCCAAACAUCACUUUAUUGGGUGAUGCGGCCCAUCUCAUUACGCCGUUUGCUGGAGAGGGGGUUAAUGCUGCUAUGCUUGAUGCCUUGCAACUUGCUGAGGGUAUUAUUGAGUCUUUGAGCGAGGGGAGUGAGAGGAGUAUUGACGAUGCUGUGAAGGGAUAUGAGGAGAAGAUGUUCCCGCGUGCGGAGGAACUGGAGGCUGACACAUGGGGGAAUUUGAAGAUGAUUUUCGCAGAUAAUGCGCCAGAAGGGAUCGUGAAUUUCAUGGCGAGUGCCAUGGGUGGCAUGCCGCCGCCGACUGGUGAGGCGUGAUUUGAAUCCAUCGAGCACUUGGCCAGAUGGAAAUGUUGGUAGACUCGAUAAUCAAGAUUUGACGCUAAAACAGUAAGGAAGGACAUAUGAUAGUAUGGAAAAGAGGAGCAAGCAUAGAUAGAUAUACCCAAAUUACAUAUAGAGCACUAAUUCAAG